UGUAACGGUUGAACUAUUUUGUGUCAAGUUGAUUGAAGAGUCAGGGUUUCAUAUGCGUGCUUUUGUAAGUGACAUGGGAUGUCUUAAUAGGAAACUUGAAAUAGGCUUGAGUUUAAGUCAUCAAACGUCUUAUAUAGUUAAUCCAUGCACAGAAAAUUGUAAGAUUUAGGCUUUCUAUGACGUUCCUCACAUGUUAAAACUAGCAGGAAACCACCUAUUAGACGAAGUAAUAGCUUUCCAAUGAAAUAAAAAAUAUAUGUACCGUCGUUUUAAGCCUAUAUGUAAAAUAUGAUGAAAUUAUGAAAUUUUAUUCGUUGUGCACCAUCUCACAUUUUGUCAAGUGUCUAUGGAGGUAAAAAUAAAGUUCAAUAUUAAUAUAGGUAAUUAAUUGAAUAAACAUUAUAGUAGUAUGUUAUACGUUUUUCAGGUAUGUUCGGAUAUAAAACGGCUCAUUAAUUCGUAAUAGAUAGUAGAAAUCAUACCCCUUGUAUGUUCCGGGUUUGUCGGAACUGCUCGGCUAUGCCCCACUCUCACACCGAGGUGUAGCCUAUGAUCAGUCCAUGCAGGUGGCCCACGAGGAGCUCGUGGAAGGAGAGGGGCGUGUCAAUGGAGUUGGAACUUGUUGGAAGGGUCAGUGUCAGGCGAGUGCUGGUUAUAGUUGGUGUCGUGUCUGUGGAUUACAUAAAGACCGCUCGUUACAUGUAGCGUAGGCAAACGCGGCGUCAAGAAAACUGUGCGCCUACGACAAGAUGGCGGCGGUCGGAAAUGAGUCAUCCUAGUGGCGAGCGUCUGGCCAGCACUCCUUCGCUUCGUGCAGUCUGUGUGCAUGGUGAAUACUCCACAGAACACUUGUCAUUGCUGUGUUCACUAGUUUCAUAAGUUCAUGCCUACUUCGUGCGUUGCCUACGGCUGUGUGAACAGAGGAAAAAUUGAAGGAAUUACCUACCACGGUUUUCCGCAAGAUGAAGGUACAAAACAAAAAUGGAUAAGUGCUAUCAAACGAAAAGACUGGGAACCAAAAAAACACAGCAGAGUAUGCUCGUCACAUUUUCGGGAAGAAGACAUCGAUCGGACAUCAUUGUGCCGUGUACGAAUUCGAGAAGGAGCUGUUCCUGUCACCUUUAAAGCUUUCCCAGAGAAGUCACAGUGAGCAAUGCCAAGGAAACGCAAAGGGGCUGAUUUGAGCCGUAAUACAAGUAGAUCUAGAAGCAUGAGAAAUAGAAGAUCCCAAAGAACUGAAGAACAAAUCCAGCAACAAAAUACUGAUGCACGUGUGAGCAUGGCGCAAUUGCGUCAAGAACAAUCAGAAGAUACACGAGCUGAACGCAAUGAAAUAAUAAGAUUACAACGACGGCAAUCACGCCGUUUCAAAGUUAAUAGACGCAGAACAAAUGACCAACAACGCCA
Homalodisca vitripennis (glassy-winged sharpshooter) is the source of this 1407-nucleotide messenger RNA. RefSeq names its product THAP domain-containing protein 6-like. NCBI's taxonomy places the organism in Eukaryota, Metazoa, Arthropoda, Insecta, Hemiptera, Cicadellidae. The coding region runs from base 884 to 1150 and encodes 88 amino acids. The transcript is spliced from 3 exons. Gene Ontology annotation, molecular function: sequence-specific DNA binding. The record is from RefSeq and is a predicted model, not a curated record.